ACGGUUAUCAGAGGGAGAUUUUUCGAUCAAUAUUCACUAAAUCCAUCUCGGAGAGAUAUUAUUUCGUGUACAUUUACAUUUUGCUAUUCCGAGGAUUUUAAUAUGUGAUUUUUCCAAAGUGAAAGUGAAAGCAACUUUGGCGCUGGAUCGCAAGUUGCAGAUGCUGACUAUUACUGUUUAUCACACUAUAUUUUGACAUGGUGUGGAACUAUUUCGUUUUGUCAUGCCUUAUUUUCGGAUAUAUGGAAAUCGACCUGGUUUUGUCCCAGACAUGUAACUGCAAUUCAACCGAAUGUUCGACGGCGUGUGCGGCCGGACAGUUUUACCUCAAUGGUAGUGGGUGUGCAACAUGUCUAGCCGGCUACUAUUGUACGGGUGAUGGCUCAUUAACACCUUGUGUGGCAGGAAUGUACGGGUCUGCCACUGGAGGUUCUGGCAACGGCGUCUGUACCAGUUGUGCAAGUAAUGAGAUCAGUGCGGCGGGGUCAACAGCCUGCACCUCUUGCCCUGCAGGCUUUGAGUGCACCCAGCCCAACACCCAGACAGCCUGUGCAGCGGGCGAAUACUCCCUGAGUGGGGAAAUGGCCUGUACCACCUGCCCCACUGGAAAGUACUGCCCUAACAAAGAUACAGCACCACAGACAUGUUCCAUUGGGCAUGAGCCAAAUUCUAACCAGUCAGGCUGUGACCAGUGCUUGUCCGGCACAUACAGCAGUGAUGGCUCCGAUUGUGUCGCCUGUCCAGAAGGUUACAAGUGCCCAACAGGAGGUAUGAGUGCUCCGACUGCAUGCCCGAGUGGUGAGUACCAGACAGGAACCAGUCAGACAUCGUGCACCACGUGUACAGCAGGCCAUCACUGUGCGGACAAGACGGCGAGCCCUGUUCCGUGUAGUGCCGGGGAAUUCAGUUCUGCUGGCGCCACUUCGUGUACAGCCUGCGCCUCAGGGUCCUACUCUGCCUCUGGUGCCACAGUCUGCACCUCAUGUACAGCCGGCUUCUACUGCUCCUCCAACACCCAGAUCAACUGUGGUACAGGAAAGUAUAGCUCCGCAGGGGCCACUUCUUGCACAGACUGCCCUGCGGGUCAUGCCUGCACGACCUCCACGACCUCCACACCUACUCAGUGUUUGGCAGGGACAUAUGCGGCAGCUGCUGCCUCCUCAUGUACUCUGUGUGAGGCUGGGUUUGAGUGCGCAUCUGAUGGCAUGGAUGCUCCCUCUGCCUGCCCCUCAGGCGAAUACCAGCCCUCCAUUGGACAGACAGCCUGUGUAGCAUGUCCUGCAGGUCAGGAAUGUCCAAGUGUUAAUGGAGCAGCAAGUGACUGUACGGCGGGCUUCUACAGCCCCGAGGGCACAAUGACAUGUCUGGAGUGCCAGGACGGCUCAUAUGCCUCCAGUACACAGUCCUCAAACUGUACCACCUGCCCAGAGGGCUCUGAGUGUACAGACAAAGCAGCUGCGCCAUCACCCUGCCCUGCGGGAGAGUACAGUUCUGCUGGUCAGAAGUACUGCAGUCAGUGUGGGGUGGGGACAUACAAGGCUACAAGUGGACCAGGCUCAUGCGUCACAUGUGAGGCAGGAUUUGAGUGCCCUACAACCACUGCAAGGAGUGCAUGUGCAUCUGGCUACUAUUCACUGGGCAGUCAGGAGAGUUGCCUCCCAUGUCCCGCCGGCUACGAAUGCUCUGACCCUACAGUGAGCCCUGUUGAGUGCACAGCUGGAACAUACGCAAACAACGCGAGCCUCUCAUGUUCUUCAUGUGAUGCUGGUUACAAAUGCCCUACGGCUGGCCUGGAGGAGCAGAUUGCCUGUCCUUCUGGCUGGUACCAGACGGCAACCGGAGAAACAUCAUGCACAGAGUGCCCCCAAGGUAACAAGUGUACGGACCGGACUGCAUCCCCAACUCCCUGCCCAGCAGGAGAAUACCAGGAUGGAACUGGCCUCGAGUCAUGCAAAUCUUGCCCAUCUGGCUACUAUGCAUCAGCGACAGGUGAAACACUGUGUACAAUCUGUCCAGCAGGCUCCCAAUGUGCCGACCCGACUACCAACCCCAGUGCUUGUGCAACAGGGGAGUUCUCUGCCCAAGGUAGCACCUCAUGCACCAGUUGUCCUGCAGGCCACACUUGUGCGGGGAGUGUCGCCACACCUUGUGCUGCUGGCAAGUACGAGGAUAACAAUGUCUGUGUAGACUGCCCAGCAGGGUAUUUUUGUGCGGACCCCACCAUUGGGACGGAGGUGUGCCCUGAUGGGACAUACCAGACGCAGACAGGACAGACAUCAUGUGACAACUGCCCAGCUGGCCAGGAAUGUCCAAGCAAGAAUGAGACGGCUGUCAACUGUGCUGCUGGUUACUUUAGCAACCUUGGAGUCAGUGUCUGCACUCAAUGUCCUGACGGCUACUACAGUGCUGCAGCGGCUGGCAGCUGCUCCCAGUGUCCAGCCGGCCAGAAAUGCUUUGAUGGUAGCAACUAUGUCACACCCACCAACUGUGCUGCUGGAUAUUACAGUGAACUGGGAGACUCAUCAUGCAAAGUCUGUCCUAGUGGCACGACCAGCUCUACUGGGUCCAAUGCAUGUUCAGUGUGCCCAGCGGGCUCGGAAUGCUCAAGUUCUACAGCCCCAUCAUCCUGCACAGCUGGCACUUACAGCCUCGGAGGAACUGUGACAGCCUGCACUGCCUGUCCGGCUGGGUAUGAAUGUCCAAGCACGAGCUCCGCCCCCGAUAUCUGUCCAACAGGUGAAUACUCGACUGGGAAUGCCACCGCCUGUUCAGCCUGUCCCACAGGCCAGUCCUGCGUUGAUCCCACUGCAGCACCACAGAACUGUGCAACGGGAUACUACAGCCCUUUGGGUACAGCAACAUGUUCAGCAUGCCCAGCUGGUUACGAGUGUGAGACAGAUGGAGAUUCUCCUACUGCUUGCGGCACUGGCUACUAUAGCUUGUCCGCAGAAAUGAACUGCACAGUGUGUCCUCCAGGCAGCAUGUGCCCCUUCAACUUCCAGACCCCCGUCGCCUGCUCUUCUGGCAAACAUACAGGCGGCCUCACUGGUCAGACCUCCUGUACCAACUGUGCUGCUGGAUUCGAGUGCCCAGAUCCCAGUUUGGCCCAAAUAGCGUGUGUUGAUGGAGAAUAUUCUCUGACCCGAGCCACUUCCUGUAUCACUUGCCCAGCAGGAUAUGAGUGUCCCACCACAAGUGCUAGCCCAACCUUGUGUUCCUCAGGGACGUACUCAAAUGGUGGUCAAAAAGCAUGUACAACAUGUGGGGCUGGUCAGGAGUGCACUGCCACUGGCAGUGUGUCCACAUGUAAACCAGGUUUUUAUGCUGCCUCUGGAACAGGCACCUGUACCCGUUGUCCUGCAGGCUUCAGCUGCCCGGAUGCUACUGCCUCUGCUCCGUCAGCAUGUUCUGAUGGACAAUAUUCAUAUGCCGGAGCCACUCUAUGUACAGACUGUCCACCAGGCUGGCAAUGCCCCAACCUUGAUGGCACAAACAAAGCACCCUGCCUGUCUGGAUACUACUCCACUGGUCUGCAAAAGGAAUGUACAAUGUGUCUGGCAGGAAAUGCCUGCCCAGAUGUGAACCAUGCCACCAUCAUUGUAUGUGUGACUGGCCAGUACUCCCUGGAUGCCAGUACAGCUUGCACAGAAUGCCCACCUGGAUAUGGGUGCCCCAACACAAACGCUGACACCCAGACAGUGUGUAGUGCUGGACAUUACAGCGAGGGAGGCAGAGCUGCCUGUGUUGAGUGUCCUGCUGGUUAUGAAUGCCCUACCAUCUACGAUGAUUACAAGACCCAGUGUGGUAAGGGCUUCUACUCGGAGGCUGGAGCUAUAGAAUGCAUUGAAUGUGAAGCAGGCAAAGAAUGUCCCAAAAAUAACCAGACUGGUUCAGAUUGUAGUGAUGGCUACUACAGUCUUGGUGGCCUCCAGGCUUGCAAGAUCUGCCCAGCAGGCUACUUUUGUGCCACAUCCGCAAAGGAUGUGGAUCCUGUCAUCUGCCCAGAGGGAGAGUGGAGUGCAGCAGGAGCGACAGCUUGUACUACUUGCAAUGCUGGGUAUGCAUGCCCAGAGGGAAGCACACAAAAUAACCCUGUUCUAGCCAAAUGCUCCAUGGGCUACUACUGCCUGGAUGGCAAAGUUGAGACGGCAUGCCCAGCUGGGAAGUAUGGAGAUAAUGUUGGUUUUGAUAAAGAAGCUGACUGCAAGGAAUGUAUCCAGGGCUUCUACUGUCCGGAGGGAACAGCAGGUCAGCCAACCAAUGACCUGAUCUGUCACCGCGGCCAUUACUGCCUAGAAGGUACAGGCACAUACAAACAAUACCCUUGUAGUGCGGGCACCUUCAAUGAUGACCUUGGCUCAACCAGCAGUUCUGAUUGCACACAGUGUCCUGCUGGCCGCCACUGUCCAGCGGGAACAGACAACCCCCAGAAUGAUGAGUACAAAUGUCCUCGUGGUUCAUACUGCCCAGUUGGAUCUGGAUCUCCCACCAAGUGUGCAGCAGGCACUUACACUGAGGCUGAAAACUCCAAUGACAUUUCAGACUGUAUCACAUGUCCAACAGGCUACUACUGCCCAGAAGGAACAGCCAACACCAUACCAUGCCCUGCUGGCACGUACAACCCUGAUGUUGGGCGUGGCAAUGAAUCCGACUGCCAGUCAUGCCUAGCUGGCCGAGCCUGCACGAAGGCUGGUCUGUCAGCCCCUGACUCUCCAUGCUCCCCAGGCUACUAUUGCCCAGGUGGGAACUCUGCUUACAACCAGGCCGAGUAUGCCUGUCCUGCCGGUACAUUCACAGACUUCACCAACUUGACCCAUGUUGAACAGUGCUCAUCAUGUCCACAGAAGUUUGCCUGCACAGGGGGGACAGGAGGACAACAAAAGGCACCAGAAGCAUGUGGUCAAGGUCACUACUGCCCAACAGGAACUGGGGCUGCAGACCAGUAUCCCUGUCCUGCCGGAACAUACGCCAAUCUCACAAACCUUUACAAGGUGGAGCAGUGUACUGUAUGCCCAAGGGGCUAUUACUGCCUGGAAGGCUCAUCUCAACCCACAGGGCUUUGUGCUGCAGGACAUUACUGCCCAGAUGGAACACCAACAUCGACGUUCUACCCUUGUCAUGCAGGCUCGUAUUCAGGGACAAUGGGGAACACGGCGUGGGAGCAGUGUGAUGACUGCACGAAGGGCAACUACUGUCCUCAGGGCUCUGUCGCCCCCACCCCCUGCACACAAAGAGACAAUGGAACAAGGGGCACGUUCCGGGACAUUACCAAAGGGGAGAGUAUUGAGGACUGUGACUAUUGUACAGCUGGCUACUACUGCCCCAGCGACGGUAUGACCAGCCCCAUCAUCUGUGACAAGGGAAAGUACUCAGACUAUGGGGCCAUUGAGUGUACAGGCUGUGAUGCGGGCAGGUACUGUAACCUCAAUACCACGUCCAUGACCCACAUGAACACCUACCUUAUCUGUCCUGCUGGAACUGAGUGCCCUGGAAAUAUGUCUGUCCAGCCAAAUGUGGUAGACAACCGCUGUCGACAAGGUUAUUACUGUCCACGUGGAGAUGUGAACCCCUGGCCGGUACCCUGCCCUGUGGGAACCUUUAGUAUCAACUUUGGCCUCCAGCAGGUGUCUGACUGUGAAUCCUGUACAGCUGGAUAUUACUGUGACGUGGAAGGCCUCACUGCCCCCGUCGGUGAGUGUCCUGGGGGUCACUACUGCCCACGGGGUACGGGAGACAAGUACUCCUUUGCCUGCCCCAUUGGCUUCUACAGAAAUGGAUCGGCCAAGGAGUCUUUCCAGGAUUGUGCCGAAUGUACAGCCGGCUUCUACUGUGAUGAACAGGGUCUAGCGUUACCAAAGGACUGUCCGAGAGGCUACUACUGUGUGACAGGCAGUACAGCCUACCAGCCGUGCCCUCUGGGUCACUAUGGCAACUCCACGAAUCUGCGUCGUGACACUGACUGUACCCCCUGUCCAGGAGGCUACUACUGUGAUGGCAUCGGACUCACCUAUCCCACAGAUGUGUGUGAUGCAGGAUUUUAUUGUCGAGAAAAGGCAUACACUUCAGCUCCCCCAGAUGGUCUCACGGGUGGCCUGUGUCCUGCAGGUGGCUACUGUCCUUCGGGUUCAGCGACCCCUACUCCAUGUGAAGUUGGCUACUACAGCAAUUACGCUGGGGCCAAGACAAAGUAUGACUGCAUCCCCUGUGACCCUGGAUAUUUUUGUGCUGGGUCCAGCUCUGUGAAUGCCACCCAGGAAUGUUCACCUGGGUAUUUCUGCACAGGUGGUGCCGGAGUUCCAACGCAAAAUGAGACUGAGGCUGGUUAUUACACACUCUCGGGAGCCUUUAAGAUGGAGCCCUGCCCAGGAGGAACCUACCAGCCGGCCAGGCUAUCUGACAACUGUAUUGACUGUCCACAAGGCUUCUACUGUAAUGGUACUGCUACAACUUCACCCAUUAUCUGUCCUGUUGGCCACUACUGUCCACUGAGGAGUGAAUGGCCCACCACUUGUCUUCCAGGUACAUUCAACCCAGAUAUAGGUGAAUAUGAUGAAGCUAUUCACUGUGACAGUUGCACACCCGGUAUGGCUUGUGAACAGGAUGGGCUCGAUAGUCCCAAUAUCAACUGUAACCCUGGGCAUUACUGCUCCAAUGGCUCGAGCACACGAAACCCAAUUAAUGAGACUUUUGGUGACUUGUGCCCACCUGGCUACUAUUGCCCAGAGGCGACGGCCACCUACCAGAACUACCCCUGUCCCAAUGGUACCUACUCCAACUACACUGGAAAUGACAAUGAGAACAACUGCACAGUUUGUGAGGGUGGGAAGGUGUGUAGUGGCGGUGGCCUCACUGAGCCCAACGGUCUGUGUGCCCCAGGCUGGUACUGCUCACAGGGGGCCUACACCAGCACGCCUGAGGAUGGAGGUCUCACUGGGGAUGUGUGUACGCUUGGACACUACUGCCCGGAAGGAACAGGUGUUCCAAUAUCAUGUCCAGAAGGCUCGUAUAUGAAUGAAACAAAUGCUGCGGCCUGUUAUGACUGCCCGCCUGGCUUCUUCUGCUAUGGAGAUGACAAUGUUCAUAAGUGUGACCGUGGCCACUACUGUCCCGGCAACACCACGUGGGCUGGCCAGAUGAAGUGCCCCAUUGGCACAUACAACCCUGAUAAAGGUAUGGAUGAUAUAAGUGACUGUCGGGAGUGCUUGGGCGGUUACUAUUGCCACAUGCAGGGAGCCAUCAACUUCGAUUUCUCUAAAAAUGAUACGGGAACUGGCAUCUGUGACCCAGGAUACUACUGCAAAUCAGGUGUGAGUAUUGCCACUCCAACAUCUGGCACAUCGACGGGUGACGGGGGACCCUGCCCAGCUGGGUUCUACUGCCCCCAGCAGACUGAGGACCCUAUCCCUUGCCCCAACACGACAUACCGGGACAUCACCCUGGGCGAGCAGCUGUCUGACUGCUUCAUCUGUCCAGUUGGGCAGUAUUGCGGGUCGGCCAACCUGAGCACCUGGUCUGGCCCCUGUGAUCCUGGCUUCGUCUGUCUUGAAGGCAACAAUGUAGCCAAUCCACCAGGUGAUGACCCCUCCGUGGGUGGGCCAUGCCCUGUGGGCCACUACUGCCCGUCUGGAACAUCAAACCCAUUCCCUUGUGAGGCAGGCACUUACAACAACCUCACCCAGCAGGACGCCUGCUUCACCUGUCCUGCAGGUUACUUCUGCCCAGACAACACCACAGAAUACAACAGUGACCCAGCUGGACCCUGCCCUCCAGGAUACUACUGCCCUAACGGCACUGACCGUUCGACUCAAUACCCGUGUCCUGCUGGUACAUAUCGAGCUGACUAUGGAGCCCAGAGCACUGCUGACUGCACUCCAUGUCCCUGUGGGAAAUACUGUGACGCUAACAGCACAGCUCCUACUGGCGACUGUGAUCAAGGCUACUUCUGUAUCUUGGAGGCGGCCAGCCCGACCCCAAGUGAUGGGAUUACAGGGGACCUGUGCAGCCCUGGCCACCUUUGCCCCACAGGCUCGUGUAACGAGACCGCCUGCACUGAAGGAUCCUACUGUGAUAGCACUGCCCAGUAUGUGGUUACCGGUCCAUGUGCCGCAGGAUAUUACUGCAAUGCCGGCUCAGUCCGUGCUGACCCUACAGAUGGAAUUAUGGGAGACUUCUGCCCGGAGGGAAGAUACUGCCCCUCGGGAUCCACUAGUAAUCCGCCACGCUGUCCAGCUGGCAAAUUCUCAAAUAUGACUGGGCUCUCCCAGUCCUCCAAUUGUACAGACUGCACACAGGGCUUCUACUGUGAAGACCUUGGCCUCACUGCGCCCAAUGGUCCAUGUGACCCAGGUUACUAUUGCCCAACUGGCUCAAGUUCUCGCACGCAGGCGUUGUGCUUGGCGGGGCACUACUGUGCAGGCGGGGACCACGAAUCUGUGCCAUGUGACGCUGGCUACUACCAGGAUGAAACCGGACAGUCCACCUGUAAAGUCUGCCAGCCUGGUUACUACUGUGACUUUGCUGAUUCACCAAUCACAGACUACACUUCAUACCCUUGCCCUGCCGGUUAUUACUGCCUUAAUGGCACAGAAUUUUCCACCCAAUAUGGCUGCCCCAGUGGCACUUACAGCACGGCUACCAUGCUGGAGGCUUCAAGUGAAUGUACUCCAUGUGACCCUGGCAAAUACUGUGCCAGUGUAGGACUUACUAACUUCACAGGCUCCUGCUUAGCUGGCUACUGGUGUAUCAGUGGGUCUUCCACCCAGACCCCAACAGAUGGAGUGACAGGCAAGGCAUGUCCAGAGGGAAAAUUCUGCCUUUCAGGCACCACAGUACCCUCAGACUGCCCAGUGGGCACCCAGUCCAACAGCACUGGGCUGUCAAGCUCCAGUCAGUGUACUGCCUGCUUUGGGGGCUACUAUUGUGGCACAACCGGUCUCAUAGAGCCCACAGGCCCUUGUUCAGAGAGGUACUACUGUGACUCUGGGGCAUCCACACCCACACCAAAUGACGGGGGCACAACUGGUGACUCCUGCACUAUUGGUCACUACUGCCCCACCGGUACGGAUGUCCCUAUCUCCUGUGCAGAUGGCACCUACUCUCCUAACAUUGGAGCUGCCUCUUGUACUAACUGCACACCAGGCUAUUAUUGUGUGGAUGGUAUCAACCUUGUUGCCUGCCCACAGGGUAACUUCUGCCCAGAGGGUACUGGAAACGUCUUUGAGCAGUGCCCGGCAGGAACCUUUGGUGGCACUACAGGACUUGCAGCAUCAGGAGACUGCACCCAGUGUACUGGUGGCUACUACUGCAAUGGCACUGGACUUCAGGCAGAGAGCGGUGUCUGCCAGGCAGGCUACUAUUGUACCCAGGGAUCGGACUCCCCAACACCCUCAGGCGUGGUUGGCAUUGCAGGCAUCUGUCCUGCAGGCUUCUUCUGUCCUAUCCAGACCGUCAAUGCCCAUCCAUGUGUUGCAGGAUAUUAUAGCAACACUACCGGCCUGUCAGCCUCCAACCAGUGUACACUUUGUGACUUUGGCAAAUACUGUGGAACUGAUGGUCUAACUGAACCAACAGGGGACUGUAGUCCAGGGUUCUACUGCCUACAAGGAGCUACAGUGCCCAAUAAUCCCUCUGAAGACUCUACAGGAGGGCCAUGUCCUAUCGGCAACUACUGUCCAGGUGGCACUAGCUUCCCACUGGGAUGUCCUGCAGGAACAUACAGUCCAACAGCUGGAGCUUCCUCCUGUCUGGAGUGUCCGGAGGGAUACUUCUGUCCUGAGAAUGCCACAGAGUUUGCAAGCUAUCAGUGUCCAGCAGGCCACUAUUGUCCAAACGGAACCACGAUUGGAACCCAGUAUCCCUGUGACAUUGGCUACUACAACCCAAACACUGGUGGCAUGGACAUAAAUGAUUGCCUGCCCUGCUCCCCUGGCAAUUACUGUGCCUCUACUGGUAUGUCAGCCCCAACUGGACAGUGUGACCCUGGCUACUACUGUGUGGGAGGGGCCUGGUCUGCCCAGCCUGUGGAGAUAGGCAACUACUCCGCCCCUAACUGCCUCUGUCCAAACAACCAGACAGGUGGAUUGUGCUCAGCUGGCUUCUUCUGCCCCAUUGGAUCCUCGGCACCAACACCCUGCACUGGAGGUUAUUACUGUGACAUUGAUGGCCUGGCAGCUGAGACAGGAGAGUGUUAUGGUGGCUUCUACUGUACAUCAGGGGCCACGGUCCCGAACCCAACAGACGGUGUUACCGGCGAUGUCUGCCCUGUGGGUAACUACUGUCCCAAUGGAACGACUACAGCCCAGGCAUGUCUAGCAGGAACUUACCAGAAUGGCACUGGGCGAACAGAUGUCAGCGACUGUGAACCAUGCACUCCAGGGUAUUACUGUGCCUCCAAUGGUCUACAAGAGCCCACAGGGACAUGUGGGCAAGGAUUUUACUGCCCUGCUGGACAGUCUCAGAGGAAGCCGUCUGCUUACAUGUGCAGCCCUGGUCAUAAAUGUCCAGCUGGCUCAGCAACAGAACAGGCCUGCCCCUCUGGGGAGUACCAGGAUGAGUUUGAAAAGAUUGUGUGUAAGACAUGUCCAGAGGGUUACUACUGUGAUGGUACAGUACAGAACAGCACAGUCUGCUCUCAUGGUGUACAGAACCCAGAGGACUGCCCACCUGGAUACUACUGCCCUGUAGGCACCAAGUUUGACUCAGAAUUCCCCUGCCCCAACGGAACUUACAACCCUAACUUCAAUAUGGUGUCCUUAUCUGACUGCAUGUCAUGCUCGCCCGGCCAGUACUGUGGAGAUAUUGGCCUUGCAGCACCCUCUGGGAACUGUGAUGCUGGCUACUACUGCGUGAGUGGGGCGGAGAUGUCCAACCCAACCGAUGGCACCACAGGCAACAUCUGUCCUGCUGGCACGUACUGUAACCCUGGAUCAUACGAGACCACUGACUGUCCCAAAGGAACAUACAGUCCUGAUCAAGGUAUAGGGUAUUUAGAGAACUGCACAAACUGCGAAGGAGGUGUGUAUUGUUCCAGCGCUGGUCUGACCUCCCCUACUGGCAAUUGUUCUGAACGAUACUACUGUAUGAGCAACGCCAUUAGUCGCAGCCCUACAGAUGGUGUGACUGGCGAUGUUUGCCCUAUAGGUCACUACUGUCCCACGGGCACUGGACCUUCCCCAUUGCCAUGUGAAUCAGGGAGAUUUGUGGCCAUCACUGCCCAGUCCACCUGUUAUGACUGUACAGCUGGCCAUUACUGCACUGAUGGCAUCAAUGAGGUGGACUGUCCUCAAGGCUACUACUGUCCCACAGGCACUGGUGCAGUCUGGCAACGAUGCCCCACAGGCACUUAUGGUUCUUCCACUGGUUUUAGCACUGAAAGCCAGUGUACAACAUGUCCAGGUGGCCAGUACUGUGAAACAACAAACCUGACUACUCCUAGCGGACCAUGCGCUGCUGGGUACUUCUGUAACUCAGGCUCUGACAGUGCCACACCCUCCAAUGCCACAGCUGGUGAUGCAGGCCCCUGCCCCGUGGGUCACUACUGUGAAGAGGGCACCCAGACACCCACACCAUGCCCUAUUGGAACUUUCAGCAAUCAGACCCUGUUAACAGCAGCAGCAGAGUGUACCAACUGCACACCAGGCUACUUCUGUGACACCACUGGUCUAACAGAGCCAGUUGGAUUGUGUAGCGAAGGCUUCUACUGCCUGGGAGGAGCCACCGCAGGCUCACCUCCAGUGGCUGACAGCACAGGAGGCCCGUGCCCAGUGGGGAAAUACUGCACUAACGGCACAAGCACCCCACCUGACUGUCCUGCUGGCACAUUCCAAAGUAUAGAACAACAAUCAACUUGUGAUCCAUGUCCAGCUGGCUACUACUGUGUUGCUGGAAGCUCCAGUAAUGCUGAUUGCCCAGCAGGUUACUAUUGUCCACAAGGCACUGAAUUUGCUCAUCAGUACCCCUGUCCUAAUGGAACCUAUUUUGGCUUUACACGAGCUCAAAGUGAUGAUGCAUGCGUGAUCUGUCCGGCUGGUCAGUAUUGUCCAUUCCAGGGCCAGUCUGCCACUGCAGGGCCAUGUGCAGGAGGAUGGUACUGCACUUUGGGAUCCUGGACCGACAAGCCCAGUACCCUUGGUAAUGACACGGGCUCUGAAUGCCACUGCCCUGCCCAGAGCAUCGGGGGAAAGUGUGUGGCUGGAGAGUUUUGUCCGGUAGGAUCAUCUGUGCAGACUGCGUGCACAGGAGGCUACUACUGUGGGACAGAUGAGCUGGAUGCUGUCACUGGCCCCUGUAUGGCAGGAUACUACUGCAGUUCUGGAUCAACCAUGCCAAAUCCUGUGAAUGAAACCUUUGGUGACAUCUGCCCCAAGGGUAACUAUUGUCCAGAGGCCAGUCAGGCUGCAAUACCUUGUCCAGAGGGAACCUUCAGCAAUGCCUAUGCCAAUGAGAAUCUAACCAACUGUCUGCCAUGUACCGCUGGAAUGUACUGUGCUGGAACAGGAAGGGACCUGCCCAAUGGGAACUGCACAGAGGGAUGGUUCUGUCCCCAGGAGAGCACCCAGCCCCAGCCAACUGGCAACGAAUGUCUGGCUGGUCAUGAGUGCCCAGAGGGCAGUGGUGCAGAGACCCCCUGUCAGUCAGGAUACUACCAGCCUGAUGUUGGCCAGGGAUCGUGUUUCAUCUGCCCGGUUGGCUCCUACUGCGACCAAAAUGAAGCCAUUGCAGAAGAGCAGAGUGGUGUUGGUGAGGCAUCCCAUGGAGUGGUCACCCCAAAGACAUGUCCAGCAGGCUACUACUGCCCUGCUGGCACAGAGACUGCCAUGGCCAACCCCUGUCCUAUUGGUACCUACAGCAAUACCACAGGCUUGGCAAAUGAGAGCCAAUGCAUUCUGUGUGAUCCAGGCUACUACUGUGACAACCCAAACAUGCUCGCUCCAGCGGGACCAUGUAACCCAGGAUAUUACUGCACACUGGCUGCGUUUGAGCCCAACCCUACAGUGAAUGGAAGUGAGUGUGUGCAGGGGGAAUACUGCGUUGAAGGCUCUCCUUACCCAGUUGACUGUCCUAAGGGGAUGUAUGGGUCCGCACCGCAGCUGACUGCCUUGAGUGACUGCACCUUCUGCCCCCCAGGGCAGUACUGUGACUCCCCAGGAUUGACAGCACCCUCAGGCAACUGUCUGGUAGGAUACUACUGCAGCAAUGCCUCAGAAGAAGCAGCUCCAGUGGGCACAGUGUAUGGAGACAUCUGCCCUGCUGGGUUCUUCUGUGAGGAGGCCAGCCACCAGCCAAAAGCCUGUGAUGCCGGUACAUACCAGCCAUUUCAGGGCCGCACCAACAUCUCGGCAUGCCUUGACUGUGAUCCAGGCAGCUACUGUAAUGCUACUGGCCAGGCCUCAGUCACUGGAGAUUGUCUUGCAGGCUACUUCUGUACUCUGGGCUCAACCAACAUGGCUCCAACAGAUGGAGUUAUGGGCGAUAUCUGCCCUGCAGGCUCUUACUGUCCCCUUGGCACCCCUAACCACAUCUUCUGCCCAAAUGGCACUUACACUAACCACACAGGCGCAGCAGCUUGCUACAUCUGCCCUGCUGGAUCAUAUUGCACAAACAGAGACAGUGCGGAGGCCUGCCCCAUGGGUCACUAUUGCCCCGAGGGUACUGGUGCUGACAAGAUCCCUUGCCCUGCUGGAACCUAUAAUCCUGUUGAAUCCAUCACCCAGCAGUCUGAGUGCACACAGUGUGAUGGUGGGAAAUACUGCCAGCUGCCAGGAAUGGACAACUACACUGACAUCUGUGAUGCAGGAUACUACUGUACUCAAGGUGUGGACACCCCAUCGCCAAAUUCUGUUAACAACACCGGUGUGGGGGCAAAGUGUCCUGUAGGCUAUUACUGUCCACCAGGCUCAGCUCUGCCUUUGCCCUGCUCUGCUGGAACAUACAGUGAUGCUGAAGGUUCAGCCACAUGCCAGACAUGUCCAGCUGGCUACUACUGCAUGGAGAACACUACCUCAUACAGCCUGUAUCCAUGUCCAGCUGGCUACUAUUGCCCUGCAGGCACCACCCAUGAUACACAGUUCCCCUGUACAAAAGGCUACUACAACCCAACCAAUAUCAUGGACGACGUGAAUGACUGUCUUGAGUGCCCCCCUGGCUUAUACUGUGAAACUGAUGGCCUGGAAGCGCCAACAGGUAACUGCACGGCAGGCUGGUACUGCACAGGAAUGUCAUACCAGACAAUGCCGGUGGAUGAGGUGAAUGCCACAGACCCGGCGAUGUGUUCAUGCCCCUCCGCUAACUACACAGGCGGUGAGUGCUGGCCAGGAACAUACUGUCCUGCAGGAGCUAACUACCCGGUCCAGUGUGAUGGGGGAUCCUACUGCAGCCAGAAUGGACUCUCUGCACCAGAAGGACUGUGUGAUGCAGGUUACUACUGUGUUGGUGGGGCCACCUCCCCUAAUGGCACAGAAUGUACAGCAAACCACUACUGUCCCCAGGGCUCCACCACCCCCACCCCCUGUCCUCCUGGCUCCUUUUCGUUUGCCACUGGUAACAUUGCCCUUGACAACUGUGAGCAAUGCACACCAGGCUUCUACUGCUCCAGCUCUGGAAUAUCUGGCCCCUGUGCUGUUGGUUUCUACUGUCCUGCUGGUCAGGCAUCAGCCACCCCAGCAAACUACACGUGCCCAGCAGGCUUCUACUGCACAGGCGGUCUUGGCACCCCUACAGAGUGUCUGGCUGGCAUGUACCAGGAUGAGAUUGGCCAAUCAGAGUGCAAGGAAUGCCCCAUUGGAAGAUAUUGUGACCCGGUGGAGGAAACAGCCAACCUCGGGUUUGCUACAGGUGUGGUCACCCCAAUGGCCUGCCCAACUGGUUACUACUGCCUGGUGAACACCACAUCUGCGGGUGACUACCCCUGUCCCACCGGCACAUUUAACAACCAGACAGCCAUCCAGGCAGACUCAGAGUGCACACCAUGUACUGGAGGAUUCUACUGUGACUCACCUGGACUAUCUGAACCACAAGGGCCAUGCAAUGAGGGAUUUGUGUGCGUUUCUGGCUCUGACACUCCAUCACCCACCAGUGUUGUUGGCUAUGUGUGUCCUGCAGGCUCGUAUUGCCCUGCACAGUCAGCUGUGGAGACGCCCUGCCCCGCAGGAACCUUCUCAAACACCACAGGACUCCACAAUGUCUCCUCAUGUGAACAGUGUACACCUGGAUACUUCUGUGCUGCUGAUGGUUUGACAGAGCCUUCCGGACCUUGUGAUGCUGGCUUCUACUGCUCUGGUGGAGCCAUUUUGCAGAACCCGUCUGCCCUGGCAUAUGGUGACACAUGUCCCACAGGCCACUACUGCCCCUCUGGUACGGGAUCCCCGGAACCCUGUCCCGCAGGCACCUAUCUGACCACGACUGGGGGCCAAAAUGUCACUGAUUGUGCUGACUGCCCCCCAGGACGCUUCUGUGCCUCCACUGGGCUUAGCAACUAUACUGGAUCGGGUGUUGUUGGCGAGUGCCAGGCUGGCUACUACUGUAUGGCAAUGGCUAACACUAGCACACCCACAGAUGGGUUGACUGGAGACAUCUGCCCCGCAGGAAACUUCUGCCCCACCGGCAGCAAUGCACCAACACCCUGUGCUGACGGCACAUUUAUGAACCAGACAGGAGCAUCAGUAUGUGACGAGUGCCUACCUCGCUACUUCUGUGUGAACCAAGACCGCCUUGAUGAGUGUCCAAACGGAGCAUACUGUCCCGGUGCCAAUGGCUACAACUACUCUCUCUGCCCGGCAGGCACUUUCAACAAUGUAACUAUGCUGGAACAGGAGUCUGAGUGCACCCAGUGUAUUGGUGGGUCAUACUGCGCUACCCCCGGACUGGCCACACCCACGGGACUGUGUGCUCCAGGAUACUUCUGUACGAUUGGGGUUGACACUGUCGCUCCAGAAAACAACAACACUGGGACUGGAGGUCCAUGCCCAGUCGGUCACUACUGUCCAGAGGGUACAACAUCGUCAAUCCCCUGCCCCUCAGGCACCUAUGGGGAUGAGGAACGACUCCCAAUCUGUAAGACCUGCCCUGCUGGCUACUACUGCCUUCAGGGGAUCACCAACUAUGCCAGCACACCUUGUCCUAAAGGCUCCUACUGUCCAGCUGGUACGGAAUAUGCCAACCAGUAUCUUUGCCCCAUGGGCACAUACAACAACAACACCAACGCCGAUGACAUCUUUGACUGCAAGUCAUGUACAGCUGGGAAGUACUGUGACCUGGAUGGUCUGUCGGAGCCAGUGGAUGACUGCACAGCAGGCUGGUAUUGUUCAGGCGGUGCAUUCAGUGACAAGCCAGUCGUGUUUGACAACUCUUCACUAGACUUCUCAAUCAACAUGUCGUGUCCCACCUACCUGACCAACUUCACUGGAGGGCCAUGUGCACCAGGCACAUACUGCCCAACUGGCAGUUCAAGCCCAGUCCCCUGUCCCCUUGGUCAGUACUGUGACACGGACAACCUUGAGUCCCCAACAGGCAACUGCAGUGGGGGCUCCUUCUGUAAUGGUAGUGAGUCUGUGCCAAACCCACAGGACUGCAGUCUGGGACACUACUGCCCAUCCGGAACAACCUAUGAGAUUCCUUGUUCCAUUGGAACAUUCAACAAUGCAACAGGUGGAGCCAGCUUAUCAGACUGCCUUGAGUGUACCCCUGGCUACUACUGUCAGUCCACUGGCUUGUAUGAGCCAACCGGUCUGUGCAGUGUUGGGUAUUUCUGCCCUGGAGGACAGUCCACCCCCAUGCCAUCUGAAUAUGCCUGCAGUCCUGGCCAUUUCUGCUACGAGGGAAGUCACAAUGAGACCGGCUGCCCAUCUGGAAACUACCAGCCCCACUGGGCUCAGGGUAACUGUGACCCCUGUCCUGCGGGCUCAUACUGCAAGGCAUUUGGAGAUUAUGAGAACCUUGAUGAUGAGAAUGUGACCACCAGUGGGAAUUACUCCGGUCGUUACCGUAGCUACCGGGGUGUUGAUGUGCCAACACCCUGUCCAAGCGGGGCUUACUGCCCGACCAGCACCACAGAUGCCAUGGAGUUCCUGUGUCCUGCAGGCACUUACAGCAACAUGACAUCACUUUGGAGCAACACCCAGUGCACAUCAUGUGAACCUGGCACUUUCUGCAAUGGUGAAGGCAACAUAGAGCCAUCAGGACCUUGCUCUCCAGGAUAUUUCUGCACCUUGGGAGCAUACAACUCCACCCCAACAGACGGGACCACAGGCAACAUUUGUCCACUGGGCAAGUAUUGUGAGAGUGGGAGUGUGACGGGCAUUGGUUGCCCAGUUGGCACAUACAGCAAUGUGACGGGGCUCCAGGCAAGCUCCGAAUGUACCGACUGCACACCAGGCUUCUACUGUGGAAGUACAGGUCUUACAACAGAGUCUGCCUCAUGCUGGGCAGGUUUCUACUGCACUGUGCGAGGUGAGACACCCAACCCAGUCUCCCAAACAUACGGAGAUUUAUGUACAGAGGGCCACUAUUGUCCUAACGGUACACACACCCCCACUGACUGUCCUGCUGGAACUUUCCUCAACACCACAGGGGCUGGAGAUGUCACAGAUUGUACUGCUUGCUAUGCUGGCUACUUCUGUGGGAGUGCGGGUCUCACCUAUCCAACGGGCCUCUGUGACGCGGGCUACUAUUGUACUCUGACUGCCAACACAAGCUCCCCUGUUGAUGGGGUGACAGGUGACAUCUGCCCGGAGGGCUUCUACUGCCCCUUGGGUUCAGGGGCCCCCUCUGCCUGCCCCAAUGGAACUUACAUGAACACAACAGGGGCUAGUACCUGUACCAUCUGUCCACCAGGCUUCUACUGCGUUAACAGGGACAGAGCUGAUAUAUGUCCACAGGGUAACUACUGCCCUGAGGGUACUGGCGCUGACAUUCAACUGUGUCCAGCAGGAACAUACGGGGCCACAGAUCAGCUCUCUGAUAUAUCACAGUGCACGGACUGCACAGGUGGUUAUUACUGCUCCACGCCUGGAAGCACCAGCCCUAAUGGCCCAUGUGACCCUGGUUACUAUUGCACCCUGGGAGUAAAUGUUGCAGCCCCUGUGUCGGGCAGUAGCUACACCGGUACUGGAGACAUAUGCCCUGUUGGUCACUACUGUCCACUAAACUCCACUGUGUCCACCCAGUGCCCAGCUGGCACAUACGCUGGCAGUACAGGUCAAUCGGUGUGUGAUCUCUGUCCGGCUGGCUACUACUGUAUGGCUGGAGCAAAUGAUUACCUCACUAAGAGCUGUCCAGUUGGCCGCUACUGUCCUGAGGGCACAGAGCAUAGUGAACAGUACCCGUGCCCAGCUGGAACAUACAAUCCCAACACAAACGCGGUCAAUGACUCUGCCUGUGUGUAUUGUGACCCAGGAUCGUUUUGCAAUUCCCCUGGCCAGAGUGCUGUUACAGCCUCGUGCUCCCCUGGCUGGUUCUGUUCUGGCGGUGCCACCUCACCAACACCUACUCCAGUCGGUAACUUUAGCUCUGUGGACCUAUGUAUGUGCCCUGACCAGAACUUCACGGGGGGCCGGUGUCAGCCAGGCACUUACUGCCCCUUUGGUUCUGAGGCCCCAACAGAAUGUGAUGCUGGCCAGUACUGUGAAACUUAUGAACUGUCCACACCAACAGGUGACUGUAGUGCUGGCUACUAUUGCCCUGGAGGAGACUCAGAGCCGAGUCCGGCCAGCACAAUCUGCACGGUUGGGCACUACUGUCUCACAGGCUCGCCCGCCCCAACACCCUGCCCUGCUGGAACAUAUUCCAACUCCCUUGGCCUUACACAGGAGUCUGACUGUCAGAACUGCACUGCUGGUUAUUACUGUGUUUCCCCCGGGCUAACCAAUGUGACAGGUCCGUGCAAGGAGGGCUUCUACUGUCCAGGCGGACAGGCUGUGGAGGACCCCAGUGAAUACCCUUGUCCCCAGGGAACGUACUGUCCCACGGGAACAGCUGUCCCUAUUAUGUGCGCACGGGGAGAAUACCAGGACACAACCGGAGAAUCAACCUGCAAGAUCUGCCCAUCACGAUACUACUGUGAUCCAUUUGAGUACUCGGUUGGAUCUAACGAUACUGGCAUCAUAGUACCUCUGGACUGUCCAGCUGGGUACUACUGCCCAACAGGAACAGGGGGAAAGAAUACCUAUCCAUGCCCCUCUGGAACAUAUAGUAGCGCCCUCAACUAUGAAGCUCCAAAUGAGUGUACAUCCUGCCUACCAACCAAGUACUGUCAGACAGAGGGGCUCACUUCCCCGGAGGGUGAUUGCGCAGCAGGAUACAUGUGCAUCAAUGGGGCUGCCUCCCCUACCCCAACUGAUGGAACCACUGGCGACAUCUGUCCAGAGGGACAGUACUGCCCAGAGGGAACAUUCAUACCAACCAACUGUCCAAUCGGCACAUACAGCAACCUGACAGGUCUGACCAACCACACAGAGUGCCUGCCCUGUGUACCUGGCUGGUACUGCCCGACAGAGGGGCUUGUCCAGCCACAGGCAGAGUGCACCGCCGGCCAUUACUGUGAGCUGGGCUCCAUCGAGGCCGCCCCUGUGAGCCAGACAUAUGGGUAUCUGUGUCCUGUUGGCCACUACUGUGAGCAGGGAACUGCAGUACCUACCCCCUGCCCUCGUGGCACAUAUCAGUCUCAGGAAGGCAAGCAAUUGCUAUCUGACUGCGUGGAUUGUCCGGCAGGCCAGUAUUGUUACCUAGCCGGUAAUGACUCCAUCACUGGAGACUGUGAUCCUGGAUACUACUGUACACUUAAUGCGCAAGAGAGCAACCCUACUGAUGGUGUGACAGGUGAUGUGUGCCCGAUCGGCUCCUACUGCCCCCAGGGUUCCACAGCCCCGAUCACAUGCACACCAGGUUCUUACACAAAUGCUACGGGUCAGGCGACAUGUGCCGUGUGCCCCACUGGCUUUGAGUGUACAGGUGGUUCCACGGUGGAUCCUUGCCCACAGGGACAUUACUGCCCAGAGGGAACUGGUCUUGCCACACAACCAUGCCCUAUUGGUACAUACGGACACACAACUGGUCUCGGGAACUACACAGAUUGUACAGACUGUACGUCGGGAAUGUACUGUGACACCACCGGUCUCACUGCGCCCGCCGGAAACUGCACUUCAGGACAUUACUGCUAUCUUGGUGUGAGCCUUAGCGUCCCUGUGGUGUCAACAGGGUUACACACAGGUACAGGUGAUGUGUGUCCUGCUGGAGCCGAAUGCCCCGACAACUCUGGCUACUUCAGCUAUUGUGAGCCUGGAACAUAUGCCCCAAACACUGGAUAUGCCCAGUGUCUGCCCUGCCCACAAGGUUUCUACUGUGAGAAUGCGACGGUCACCCCUCUGACCUGCCCAACUGGUCACUACUGCCCUGAAAACACGACAAUGGCCACUGAGUUCCCAUGCCCUGCUGGCACAUACAACAAUGUCACUGGUUCGACUGAUGUCAGUGACUGUAUAGACUGUCCUCCUGGCUACUAUUGCGAGGGAACUGGUAAUGUUGUUCCUGAUGGGGAAUGUGACAAUGGUUUCUGGUGUGCCGGAGCGGCUUUCAGCGCUAAACCAUAUGAUCUAGGUGCUGCUGUCGGUGGAACUUCUGCUGGAUUAUACUCGAAUGACACUUGUGCACCAACAUGGGACUGUGUAUGCCCAGACUUCCUCUUGUCUACUGGUGGAAUCUGCCCCAUGGGCUACUACUGUCCCCAGGGUUCGUCCAAGCCCACCGCCUGUGACGCGGGCAUGUACUGUGAAACACCAGGCCUUCCACUGCCUACUGGCAACUGUUCAGCUGGCUGGUACUGCAACAACGCGAGUGCCACACCCACCCAGAUACCGUGUCCAGUGGGUCACUACUGUCUCGAGGGCAUGCAGCCAAUCCAGUGCCCCGCUGGAACAUUCUCCAACCAGGAAUACAACCAGCAGGAGUCUGAUUGCCAGAACUGCACAGCUGGAUAUUACUGUAAUGGUACAGGCUUGACAGCGGAGGUGGGAGAGUGUGCCCCUGGUUACUACUGCCCUGGUGGCCAGGAUUCCCUGACUCCCAUGGGAUUGGAGUGUUGGCCAGGCCACUACUGUGAGCAGGGUUCCCCCAUCCCUGUGUUCUGCCCCAAUGGUACAUUCCAGCCCAGCUCCGCCCAGUCCACCUGCCUCACCUGCGACCCUGGAUUUUACUGUAACCUUGCUGCAGGAGGUGGCACCACUUGUGAUGGUGUGGCCAUCACGACCCCAGCCAACUGUACAAUGGGAUACUAUUGUCCGGCCGGCAGCAGCCUGCCAACACCAUGUCCUGUGGGCACAUACGGUGACGCCCUGAACAAUGAUGUAGUGUCUGAUUGUGUGGACUGCACGCCGGGCAUGUACUGUGAGGUGGAAGGCCUCACCACCCCCACGGCUAACUGUAGCCCGGGCCACUACUGCACAGGGUCUGCCGAGGUCGCACAACCCAUUGACCACCUUGUGGACCACAGUGACAACACUAGUUUCACUGGCAAUGACAUUUGUCCAAUUGGGUACUACUGUCUCGAGGGAAGUGACUACCCGCUGCCCUGCCCUAUAGGCACGUUUUCACGCAGUACAGGUGUGACCAACGUCACCCAAUGUCUUGACUGCCUGCCUGGCCACUACUGUAACGUCCAGGCCAAUGUGAAGAACUCAACCAUGCCCAUCUGUGAUCCUGGGUAUGUGUGUCUGGAAGGCAGCACCACCCCUACCCCAACGGACGGCAUGACAGGCUACAUCUGCCCAACUGGGUUCUUCUGUGAGGCAGGCACAACCCAGGAGGAGGCGUGCCCCCCAGGAACAUACCAGGCAUCAUAUGGUCAGGACAACUGCACCAUCUGCCCUGCUGGGUACAUGUGUCUCCUCAGUAAUAUGUCCGCACCCGAUGUAUGCAUGACUGGUCAUUAUUGCGUAUUCGGGGAUCCGAACCCUGUGCCAUGCCCGGCCGGGACGUACAACAACGCAACAGGCCAGGACGAGGUCACAGACUGUAUGGACUGCACAGUGGGCCAGUACUGUGAGGGCACUGGAAACACACUUCCAGAUGGUGACUGUUCAGCUGGGUACUUCUGCCAGGGAGGAGCCAACCAGAGCACGCCCUCACCCUCAGCAGCCUACCCAUUAAAUGAUGUGUGCCCCACCGGCCAUUAUUGUCCCAAUGGAACAGUGAUGAUAGAGAUGUGCCCAAGUGGAACUUUCCGGGCUGUCACAACUGGGAAGACUGUUGAUGACUGCCAGCCAUGUACAGGAGGCUACUACUGUGCUAUUGACGGGCUCUCCGCCCCAACAGGGAAUUGCAGUGCUGGAUACUACUGCCCUGACAACGAAACCAUCACCACACCCACACCUACAGGUUUUGAGUGUCCUGUUGGCUACUACUGUCUGGAGGGUUCUGCUGCCCCCACCCCGUGUCAGGCGGGCUACUUCUCCACGACCACAGGAAGCUCCCUCUGUGACCCCUGCCCUGCUGGCUAUUAUUGUACUAGUGGUGUGACCGCUGACCAGAUCAUCUGCCCACCAUAUCACUACUGUCCACAGGGCACACUGGUACCCAACAUCUGCCCCAAUGGUACAUACACCUUGGACAACACCACAGGGCUCCAGGAGGCCCCUGAAUGCCUCCCUUGUGAGACAUCAUACUACUGCCGCAGUGGCCAACUCUCCAACCUGUGCGUGGCUGGAUACUUCUGUCUGUCAGGGGCAAAGUCUGACAUGCCAACCAACACAACAGACUUUGAUGCAUGUGGGGCAUACGACGAAUGUGCAGGCCAGUGUCCCACGGGUCACUACUGCCUUGAGGGCACCAUCAUCCCCACCCCAUGUCCUGAGACUGAGUACAGACCAGACGUUGGUGGAGCACAGUUGUCAGACUGCGAAUUGUGCCCUGGCGGAUUCAUGUGUGAUAAUGGAACCUCUGUGCCUGAUCCUUGUAUUGCUGGUCACUACUGUCCCAACGGCACAGGUGUUGUUGCUGUCCCUUGCCCUGUGAACACGUACCUCAACCUUACAGGUGCCGAUGUGGUGGAGGACUGCCUCCCUUGUGAGAAGGGUUACAUCUGUAACCUAACCGGUAUGACAGACUACAAACUGUACCCAUGCCCAACCGGGUUCUACUGUUACCCAGGAGAGGACCCUCACCUGUGUCCUGCUGGCCGAAUGAGAAAUGAGACGGGGGCGGGUGACCCAGAUGAAUGCCCCCUGUGUCGACCGGGCUUCUACUGUCCAAAUGACACCAUCAACCUCCAUGGCAUACCCUGUGACCCAGGCACCUACUGUCCAGAAGGAUCAGCCAUCCCACUGGCCUGUCCACCAGGCUAUUACUGUGAAGGGGAAACAGGAACACCUCCCAUCUGUCCCCCAGGAUAUUACUGUUCAGGCAGCACAAUCACCCCAGUACUCUGUGAAAAACCAUUCUACUGCCCUGAGGGUAGCAAUAUGACACUGGCCUGCCCGCUAGGAUAUCAAGCACAGGAUCAUGAUGGUUUAAGAUAUGACGAUAAUGAGUCUUGCAGGAUCUGUCCAAAUGGAACAUAUGGUAACUACACAGACCGCUCCAUCUGUGAGUCAUGCCCAGCAGGUUACUACUGUCCAGCAGGCACUGGGCACGGUGACUCUAAUGAAUGUUGGAUUGGAACAUACUGUCCCACAGGUUCACACGAGGCCACUUCCUGCCCUAGAGGAACUUACGGCACUCGUUCUCGUGCUGAGUCUGCAUCUGACUGUACUGCCUGUGCAGCCAACACGUACAGUAACUCUGACUUUGCCACAAAGUGUCACCCAUGUGGCGGGUCAUCAGAGUCGGCUGCAGGUUCCACAGAAUGCAACUGCAAGGGCAAAUAUCGUACUUUCCAGACGUCUUUCAAGGCAUGUGUGUGUCUGGCAGGCUAUGUGUACUAUGAUGAGCUGGACAACAAGAAGUCAGAGCAAGACGGUGAUGAAGACUGCCAGCUGAUCUCCGACGAGCGUUGCUCUACCAACCAGGUUCGUCAUGCAAGCAGCAGGAAAUGUGUUGACCCAGACUCCUUUGACUGCUCUGGGUUUGGAGGAUGCAGUUCUGCAUCUUAUAACAGAGACCAAGCACGGUGCUUCUGUGACAGCUACAUAUCAGAGACGUCGAUCUGUGAUGCCACAUGUGAGGCAACAACACAGCCCACGAUAUCUGGAGGCCUCCAGGCCAACGGCACUUUUGCUCUCACUGUGUAUGACCCUGUCACUGGCACAAGCACAGCACAGAUUUUGGAGAACACAUUUGGACCGUCAGAGGGUUUCGAGGGCAUUACAAGCCCGACCAUUCUUGUAGUGGCUUUUUGGGGUCAAGAGGUGACAGGGACCGUGUAUGCCACCGCUGCUGAUGCUAAAGAUAUAUACUUGACUCUUGCUGAGAUGUCAGACCAGGCUCAAGGCUUGAGAAGGCGUCGUCUGCUCGCCCUAACCGUUCCCAGCAACCAGAUCCCCAACCCGAUCAUGUGUGUGGAGUCCGGGGAACUGGUCAUAUUCAAGAUCAAUGUAAACGACACAGACAGGAGCAUGAGCAACUACCCCAAGUACAACAAGGACCACCUUUUUAGCACCAACCCCUCAUUUGACUUUGGGGCCUUCACAGCCCUUCAGUACCAAGUGGAGAACACCAACGCAAAUAUCACCAACUUUGCUCACGUUUUUAUUGAAGGAGGAAACUACGUCUUCUACGAUUCGCAAGAUGCAUCACUUGAGGUGCUUAUCAGAGUGGAGCCUGCUGGAUCAGCCUGUUCAUCAAGCUCUAGGGUUAAACCAGCCUCACCCGACAACCUGAUAGCCCAGGGCUUCUCAACACAGGCAGUUGAGAACCAGGCCCCAGACUGGAGCCUCAUCAUUGGAAUGAUUGCAUUCUUUGCGACAUUGUGCCUAUUGCUGGUGCUGGCCAUCAUCAUCUGGCUGCCGAAGCAUGCAGGAAUCCAUCCUAUGUUGCACUGGGCACCCAAAUACCGCAGCCUUGGCAAGCCCCCGCCCGUCCCACACUACCUAAGAUACGAUCCUGACCACUGGCCAGACAAACCCAUAGAGUCUGAUGUCAAGGAGAGCAUAGGACCACGAGUGACAGGAGACGGAGCUGAUGCCGACCUCCAUGCUGCACCAAACUUUGGAGGUGGAAUCAAGGCAUCCGAAAAGGAUCUGGAGGACUUCAACGUGCGCGUGCUAUAUGACAAGCUAGAGGACCAGAACCUGCACCUCGCUGCCCAACUGGCCCGUCAGCAGGAAGACCUUCGCAGCUUCUACAAUAAGAUCCAGCAGCAGAAUGAGGGCCUCCGUGACCUCCUUAUGAACAUGGACCCAGCGAAGCUAGAAGAGCUAGAGCGGCGCCUGGAUGAACGCAAGGCUGCCCGCAUACAGCAGGGGCUGCAGGGCUCAUCAUCGGAGGGUGGACCAACCAUUGUUAAUGCAGCCAUCAGCAUGGCAGGAAACAAGCGCAAAUUUGCUGGUGCAGGAGCUGGAGGCCGGGAGGAGGAGCUGAUGAUGGCCCUGCAGAUGCUGCUAGACCGCCUCAACUCUGGCCAGGUGCCCAUCUCACAGUCCAUGUACGAGCAACUACGCAAGGACAAUGGCUCUGAUGGUACCCCAAACACCUCUGACACUACCGUCAACUUCACAGGAUCACAGGGAGGUAACCAGUUGAGUCGAGCCUUUGCUGAACUUCUGCGUCGUCAGAAUGGUGAACGUCUGCGUCUGGAGCGUGAUCUGUUGAAGGAAGAACAGGAAGCACUGGGUCAGCUUGUUGAAGAGGAGGAAAAUCGGCGCCGGCAUGUCACUGAUGGACUCACUGAUGACCUCUCCUCAAACCUGCAUGGUGCAGACAAUGCAGCCAAGAUAGCUGAAAUCAUGAGUCAUUAUGGCAAAAACCUGGAUGACACAAUGAACAAGCACCAGAGUUCACGAGACCGACAGUCAGAGGAGUUACGUCGGAAACUGGCCAUGAGGCGACAGACCCGUGAACAUGCUCUCCGAGAUAAACAGAGGAAGGAGGCUGAAGAGAAUGGGUUACCUCCCUUGCCUGAGGCUGUUGAUGUGGCCGAUAUGAAGCUGCGUAUGUCAGAAAGCGUGCUGGACACGCUGGCUGGUGAGGAGGCUGCAGGAACGGCCCGACUCAACACUGACCUUAACAACAACCUUGGUGAUGAGGAGAGGCGCCAGAUGGGAGAGAAACUCCGUGAACAUCUAGAUCGUAUGGCACAGCAGGGUGUGUUGACCCCAGAGCUGAGGGACAAGCUUCUCCAACAGCACCAUGAGGCCGAGAAUAUGCUCCAGAAGACACACCUUGCACGCAAACAGCACCAGCUCAGAAACCUCCAGGACAAGAUGGCCCAGAGACGCAAGCGACGCUUCGAUAAGCUGAAGGAUGAGCAGGAGAAGUACAAGAAUGAGAUGUCAGCACGGCUGAUAGAGGAUGGUCACCAUGACAACCUUGAGCGGGAAAUGGCUGCUCUCCAGCGCCUGUUUGACCAGGAAAUGGCUGCUGCAGAGGCUGAAAUGGAUGCUGAGGAGGCAGAACACAUCAACAAACUGUCAAAGACCGUCAGUGAUGAACACACAACUGGUCUGCGCGAGAAGCAGCGGGACUUGUUGAAGGGUGUGAGUGAUGGGUGCCCAGCCUCAGAACAGGUGGCUUUACAGAGAUUAAUGGACACAUACCGCAAGGACGUCAACUCCAUGGAACAGAAUCUUGCUCUCGAGAAGGACCGUCAGCUUGAGGAUCUCCGGGCAAAGCUGCAGGCGAGACGGAACAGGCGUAUAAAUGAGAGCCAUCGUAAGCUUGAGGAGGACGAAGCCCAGAGAAUCAUCGCAGACCAGCGUCGCCAGAUGGCCCAAGAGGUGAACAAGGAAACAGGCCCGGAGGUUACUGUGGAUACCGGACUUGUCAGACAGCCCAAGGUCAACCUGGUGGAAUCCAUGGAAGAGAAGGCUCUUAAAAAAGAACAGGAUCGUGCCAAGGAUGACCUGAAAAGGCAGCAGAAGAAAGAGUUUGACAACCUGGCAGCCAAACUGGACUCAGAUGCCAGCAAGCAGGAGGAUAACAUCAAGAAGCAGCUCAGUGGGGAGCGAGAGAAAGUGCUUCGGGAACUCAAGAAUAAACAUGCUGCAGAGAUCGCUGCCCGUCCAGACCUUGGCCAAGACCAGAUCAAUAUGUUGAUGGCCCAACAUGAGAAAGAGCUUGAGGAGGUUGCUGACCGCCUGCAGAAGGAGAAAGAUCGUCAAGUGCUCGCGCUCCAUGAACGCCUUGCAAACAGACGCACACGCAAACUGGAGGACAUGCGGCGUCGCCAUGACGUGGACCGCUCCAAGGAGAUCCUGGAACAAAAACGUGAGCUGGGCGAGGUGCAACUGAAGAAGGCAAAGGAGGCGGAACGUGAGGCCAUCAAGGAGGGUAUCCGUGACAAUGGGGAGGAGGACAGUGAACGUGUCAUCAAGGCUGUCCUCGCACAGAGGCAAGCCCAGGAAAUGUCAGAUCUGGAAAAUCAGUUUGGAGGUCAGAAGCGUCUGAUGGUGGAUGAAGCUCUCAACAAACUCAACGAGAAGUAUGACAAGCUUCGUGAUGAUGCAAUGAGGAGGCAUGACCAGGAGCUCGCAGACCUGCAGAAACUUGGCCUGAGCCCUGAUGAGCUUGCUGCAAGACGCACAGAGCUGCUGAACAAACAUGCCCAGGAGUUGUCUGCUCUAGACCGCCAACAAGCCGCAGAGAAGGGUGACAUUGAGCGUGGGGCUCUCGCUGACUGGGAACUAGCCUUUGCCAAGGCUAAACUUUCCCUCAAGGAGAAACACUAUAAGGAGUUUGCGGAGGCUUUGCGUGAGUUUAAGGGUGACAAGGAUGGGGCUCGAGCGGCAGAGGAGACGGCAGGGGAGCUGGAGGACAUCAAACGUAGACUGGAGCAUGAACGCCAUGAACAGGAGGCCAAGAUGAAGAAAGAACAACAAGAGUUUGAGCGUGAUGAGCAGCGCCGUAUGGAGCAGCAGAUGGCAGAGUACGCCCAGCAGUUGGAGACGGAGACACGCCAGGAGAAGGAGAAACAUGAGCGCAACCUCGAGGCACUUAAUAAACGCAAGGAAGACCUCAUCAAGGAGAGGAGGAGCAAAACAAAGGAGGAGGUAGAGCGAAUGAAGGCUGCAGGAGCCAGCGACCAAGACCAGCGUGAACUACUGGAGCAGCAUGAACGCGACCUGCAGAACCUCAUCAACAAGAUCGACGCAGACAAAAUGCGCAUGCAGAGCACACUUCAGGAGCGCAUCAAGAAGAAGAAGGAGGACAGACUUCGCCAGAAACAAAAAGAUCUGUUUAGCAAUGCAGAAGAGAACAGACGUGAACUAGAGCAGAAACAAGCAAGCCAGAUACACAGGAUGAAGGCUGAUGAGGCCCUUACUUUGAAUGAGGCCCUAAACAUUGACACAGCCAAUGCCCGUCUGGAGUCCCGAGAGAGGCCUUCCUCGCCUGCUGAAUCCUUACGCCCAUCCACUGUUGAAGAUGAGCGGCCUACCACCCAGCCCGAGCUCCCAGCCUCAUACAACAUGGCUGCCCCUCUGAAUGACGCAGAACUUGUGGCCCUACUAAUGGCGAGCCCACUGUACCAGAAACUGGAGAGCAUUAAGACCCAGAUAGAGAAGGGAGCACACAAGGGUGACGGAAAGGACAAGACUGAAGGAGAGGUAUUCCAGGACACAAAAGAUCAGGAGUGGACCAGUGAUUCCAAACUUGAACCUGUGGACUUGAACAGGCUUGAUUCCCGCAAGUUUAUCGUGUACAAGUUUGGAUGUUUUGUCACCGAACUGGUGGCCGCUCACUGCCAGCAUGCCCCUGUCACCCUGCUGCUGGCUGAUAAGAUCCCGCCCAAUGAGAGGCUUAGGAACAAUGCCUACCGCAACUCCUUCUAUUUCGACGCCAACAACAGUAUCCUGUACCUGCGCACAGCUCGGCUGGAGACUGUCGGAGAGUUUGUUGUAGUCCUCAUGCACACCUUGGCUCACAUCAAGGCUGGUGACUUGAGGAAUGACCACAAUCCGAACUUUGUGAAGGAAUAUCAUCGCGCCCUGGCAGUUGUCUGUGACGACCUGUUCUUUGCCCGAUUCAGGCGUAAUACUCAAGGAACAAUCAAGAAUGAGCCAUCAUCGCUGGAGGGUGGUGUGAAGCUCCUACAGCAGAUGUUUGGUCAGUGCCACACAGAAGACGAGAAGAUUAAGAUGGUGGAUGACCUACUUGACGUCAAACUGCUGCCUUCAACCACCGCUGAGGGCAUACACUUUAACACCCAGAGACUCAAAGAGAGGUUGAGUCGCUACUCUAGUUUCUCAAUGACCAACAAGCUGCACACAAUGUUAGGCAGUAUGGAGGAUAAGGUACACCAGUCGAAGACCCAAGGGACGACACACAAUGUCGACCAAUCACUCCUCACCCUUGCCAACAAAUACUCUCCACCCGGUACAACUCCUCUGAACAGGAAGUUGCCUCUGCGUUUUAUGACAGCCAACAUGACAGGUCAUGCUCUCUGGCAGACAUUCGCAAACCAUGCAGAGCUGGAGGAACCAGACACUGGCGCCAUGCCUGAUCCUGUAUCCCCAGAAGACAAGUAUGAUGAGCUGUGUGCUGACUUCUCCGAUGUGAACAAAUCAAUCCUUGACCUCCAGGCCCAGGUUCAACAGCUCACAGACGAGGUCACAGCCCAGACAGAGGCUGCAGAGAGAUCAAGGUCGGGCAAGAAAAGUCAGCCACAAGCGUCAAGGUCGGACAUCAUCGGGCAAGCCAAUGAGAAGCUUGCUCAGCUGCGGGCGGAGCUAACCAAGCUGGAGAUGAAGAAAUCCCAGAUCAUGGCUCACAUGGACAAAGUGCAGCAGUAGACUGACAAACUAACAAACUUACAAGUGAAAUAUAAAACAUGAACUGACUGAAAAAAGCUAGUGUUACUUCUUUUACAUUUCUAUUUACUCCUUCAAGCAUUUUAUAAGAAAGUGUUGUUUUUAGAAAGAAACAUUGACUCAAUUUAGGGCAAGGCAGUUUUUGUUUUUUUUAAUGACAAUGAGGCUGAUUAUAAAGAAUUUGAUUGUAACAUAAACAUUCCAUUGCACCUGUUGUCUGUCUAUGCUGUAUGUACUAACUGUCUUUAUUGUGUAUGAUGAUUCUCAGAUGACUGGGAAGAACUAAGCUGAUCUAUGCAACUUUUGUUUAACACCUGAUCUGUCUCAGUGUUUCUUUGUUUUUAUACUGUACUUACUCAUGACAUAUUGUGUUGUUGAUAGUGCACUGUGUCCACAAGAUGUUGUAAAUGUUUCCAACUCAAUACACUAAUAUAAAACUAUUCAGUUGACCUGAAUGCAUUUAAAGAAAAUUCUGCAUUUAUUUAUGUUAAAGUUUAUUUAUUUUGAUAUACAUUUAUUUAUUUAUUAUUCAGUUUAGAUAUUUCCGUCCAAAGUUUAUAUAUUUUCAAAUGGUAAUAUUUUUUUAUCAAAUCUGUGAUAUGAGUGUCUGUUGAUUUUGUAAGUGUGUUAAUUCUAAUUUUCUAAAAAUGAAAAAUGAUUUAAACUGCAGUGGUUAUGAUAUUGUUGUGAAUGUGUUGUAGAGUAAAUGUCCCCUCUUGUCAGAUAUAUUUCAUUUCUGGAAUAAUGAACUGUGAUUUCACAAACAUCAGAUAAAUCAUUCAAUUCCUUCUUCUGAUCUUUAUAUAACAUACCUUGUUAACAGUUUCUUUACUCUUGUCAACAAAACCUAACAGUUAACAAAAUGUUUUCAACUUACAAUAUCUAUGCAAACUUAACAGAAAAACAAACUACUUAAAUGAAAGUGACAGUGUAUGAAACUAGAGAAGCCCAUAUUUUCAAUAUUUCUUAUUUCAAGUAAUUUGGUUGUAACAUCUGAUUUUUUAUAAAAUUUUGGUAUAAAAUCUCAUCGAACAAUAAAGAUUUUUGCUUCUGA
Messenger RNA from Mya arenaria, 30942 nucleotides. RefSeq lists its product as uncharacterized. NCBI's taxonomy places the organism in Eukaryota, Metazoa, Mollusca, Bivalvia, Myida, Myidae. The coding region runs from base 198 to 29870 and encodes 9890 amino acids. The record is from RefSeq and is a predicted model, not a curated record. Gene Ontology annotation, cellular component: extracellular region. The transcript has 115 exons. Gene Ontology annotation, molecular function: chitin binding.